Fusarium venenatum is the source of this 1167-nucleotide messenger RNA. RefSeq lists its product as uncharacterized. The record is from RefSeq and is a predicted model, not a curated record. NCBI's taxonomy places the organism in Eukaryota, Fungi, Ascomycota, Sordariomycetes, Hypocreales, Nectriaceae.
AUGACAACGGCCACUGCUGAAGCACGGUCUCGUCCGGCUAUAGAACCCAUACGAACUACGGGCACUGAUCUGAACGUCCGCUCCCUACGAUCACAUAUCAUACAAAAGAGCCCUUCCUGGACUCCUUCGCCUCUUUCACCCUGCAGUCUCCCUCUUCCGCGGCUUCGAGUUGCGAGAGAUGAUGUUACGGUGCAGGAGGAUAGAAUGGAUGUUAAUCAGCUAGAGAAAUCAAAGCUUGAUUCUCUCAAACAAGAAGCCAUUCUCCGCAAUGUUUCUCUAAGACCCAUCACAGAACUUGCCCUUCCAAGCCCUGGCACUCUGCCAUCUCGACGUUCUCCCCUAUCAGCGCCUCUGUUUGCACCCCAUGUUUUUCAAAGACCAACCAUUGCCGAAGAGACAAGAAGCAUGUUACUUCAUGCGCCAGGUUCCGAGCCACAUCGCAGCUCUGCUUUCUUGGAUCAUGAACGCCGACAGUCUGCACCUGGCGGUCCUAUACAUACCAGAGCUAUGCAAAUCGCCCGACAGAGAGACCACCUUCAUCGUCGAAGGCUCGCAGGUUCAUAUAGACCUCGAGAACCUGAGAUGAUGGUUCAACCUACUGAGUUUCGUCGCUUAUCUCUGCUACCCUCGAGUGACACUGGCCCACCGUCACCCUACCCUGUAGACGGACGCCUAACUACCCGUGUGGUUGUGCAUUCUCCAGGAAAGAAAUCGGUUGUACUUACCAGAACUUUCGACUUGGACGAAUUAAGAGCCACCCUCCCCCCGAUUAGCCCUGUUGAACAGACAGACCGGCGUGCAUCAUUUGCGACUCUUCAGCCUCCCGCCAAUAUUUCACGAUCAUCUUCGCCGGGAUACCCACGGGACAGACGAAGCUCCUAUGGUGCCAUCCCGAGAACAAGCCAUAGUCGGUCUCCUCCUGGCGAGAGAAGGGGUUCACGUUACACCAUGCCCCCUGUUGCUAUUCGACUUGACUAUGCUCGAAAAUACCUUCCCGUGCUGGCUGCAGUCAUUCUGUCAGAACUUGUUCAGCCUGGUGAUACGGUUGAGGUUCCGCUGCCGCAUCCCCAUGCUUGGGAGGACACAGUCACCCACGUCUAUACUGGACGAAAUCCACUUACAGAACCCAUCAGACAGAACAUCAUGUAUCUCGGUGGGUCAGUUUAA